This is a messenger RNA of Aaosphaeria arxii CBS 175.79, 2448 nucleotides long. RefSeq names its product putative amp dependent CoA ligase. The record is from RefSeq and is a predicted model, not a curated record. The transcript has 3 exons. NCBI's taxonomy places the organism in Eukaryota, Fungi, Ascomycota, Dothideomycetes, Pleosporales. Gene Ontology annotation, biological process: fatty acid metabolic process. Gene Ontology annotation, molecular function: medium-chain fatty acid-CoA ligase activity. Bases 275 to 2251 code for a protein of 658 amino acids.
UCACUUUCCCUCGUUCCACUUUCCUCUCCCUCUAUCUCUUUCUCUCUCUAGAUCUCGAUUUCCUUCGUUGUAACUCUCACUAUCUCUCAACCUUCUCUUACUAUCUCAAAGACUCCAACACUGAUACUAUCUUUUUCUUUAUUCUUCUUCUUUCUUACCAUCUCUUACAUUGUCGUUUACUCUUUUUACUCUUUUCUACUUCAUUUCAUUUGAUUUACAUCGAUCUCUGUUUAUCUUUUGAUCUUUUGUACCCUUCAUUCUGUAUUCAAUAGCCAUGGCUUACUUCGUCUUCCAACUAGUCUUUCUUUUCUUCGUUGUUCGGUAUCUCUUCUUCCAGUCCAAGAAGCCUGAAGCACCCGUGACACAAGAUGAUCAGGCCCAGGAAACAGAAAAGCUAGCCGAAAUCGAUGGAGGAACCUGGAAGCAGACAUCUGUCUUCGAACACGUUGAACGAGGGUUGAAGAAGAACCCAGACGGACCUGCUGUGGUCUGUCUGUUCAAACAAGCAGAGUCUCUUCGUAAGUUAGUCGCCUCAAGUGGGGCAGACAGGUACAAUGAGGCUUCUCAAGACCCUGUCCAGAGCCUCUGGAGAAAGGAGCAAAGUACUCCGCCAGAGAAGAAGACGCCCCCAACGUCGCCAAAGAAGACCGACCCUAAUACUUUCACAAUGAGCUACAUGCAACUCCAUCUAACAGCACUGAGGCUUGCCGCCGGACUAGUCUCUCAUGGAGCUCAAUCCAACAGCAACAUGCUUAUGCUCAUUCCCAACGGAGGCGAGUAUACAAUCUUGCUCUGGGUCUGCAUACUACUUCGCAUCACAUAUGUCAGCAUUGACCCCUCUUCUCUCGAGAUUACGGGAUUCACGGCGCUCAAGCACACACUGCGAACUAUCAAGCCUCAGAUUGUCGUUGUCCCAGAUGCACUAAGCGGCAGGGCCAUCGACGUCGGGAUGUCCGAGCUGGGCCUUCCCCAACCUAUCCGCUUGUGCUUGUUCGACUCUGAUUCUGUUUCCUCUCCCAAAGGAUGGAGAUCUUUGAACGCCAUUGCCAACAGCAACAAAGACUCCCGUGCCAUGGAAGUAUCGAUCGAACUGGCAGCACGACAGGACCGCGACCCUAAGCGAAUCAACUCUAUCAUGUUCACAUCGGGCACGUCGGGUCUGCCCAAAGGCUGUCCUCAGUCUGUCUCCGCCAUUUCGUACGCUCUCCAUUCUCAGGAGUGGCUCUUGGACUCUGAGUCCGGUGCGUCGGAUUAUGCCCUGAUGCAACCCCACAACUCGCGUGGCAUCGCACCUGCACAAACCCUGCAGACAUGGCGAGCUGGAGGCGCUGUGGUUCUUACGGGCCAAAACUUCAAUGUGAAAGAUGCCAUCAAUGCCAUCAAGCAGGUUGGAGCGACAUUCUUUGUGCUCACCCCACCGAUGGUGCACGAGUUCGGUGUUCAAAUGGCCGCAGAGCCUCUUGAUGUAUCCUGCGUGAAGCGAAUUCAAAUCGGCGGCGACGCAGUCACCAAAGAUGUUCUGGUCAAGUGCGCUGCACUCUUCCCGCGUACUCAGGUAUGUGUGAACCACGGCAUGACUGAAGGACCCGGAGUGUUCCUAUGGCCCUUCCUCGACGUCUCGCCAGAGAAGAUCCCAUUCUUGGGAGGCCAGAUCUGCCCCAUUGGUGUCGUCGCGCCCGGUGCUAAGGUCCGCAUCUGUGAUGUCUCUCGUCCUUAUGGAAAGGGCGAACCGAAGCGAGCAGUGAAGAGGGGACAUCUUGGAGAGCUACAUAUCUCUUGCCCAAGCGUCAUCAAGAGUUAUCUCAAUGGCAGGUCCGACGAGUCUUUCUACAAUGAUGGAAAGGGAAGGUGGUUUAACACCGGAGAUAUGGCUAUGAUUGAUGGUAACGGACUCCUUUACAUUGUCGGACGACGAAAAGAUAUGAUCAAAUGCGCGGGCGUGACUGUCGCACCCGCUGUGAUCGAAAGCUGCAUUGCUGCAUUUACAAAGACCCAGACUGUUGUAGUCCCGGCUCCACACCGUGUCCUCGGCGCAGAACCAUUUGCUGUUGUCGACACUUCAAAGAUGGCAACGAACGAACAGAUUAAAGAUCACAUCCGCGCCAUAUUGGGACGGGACUACGCGCUGGGUGGAGUUGUUGAGUUGAAGCAGUUAGGUCUCGUGGACUUCCCAGUCAACGCGACACACAAGAUCAUCAAGACUGACAUACAAUCUGCGGUAGCAAGGUACCUGCAGAAAGCAAAGAAGUAAUAGACGGGGAUGGCUGUUCGUGAUUUGCUUUGGUUGUUCUAUUGUAACCUCUCUUAUUUUCCUUUUAACGAUGGUCGAUUUGCUGGUCGAAGAAAUAGGGUACAAUCUCUUUGUAUCAUUCCAUUUGUUGUAUAGUACGAGUUUAGAUGUAUAGUAUUGCGUGCUGAGCGAUGUUGUAUUUACAAACUGUAUAGGAC